This is a messenger RNA of Penicillium canariense, 1212 nucleotides long. Its product is annotated as putative pantetheine-phosphate adenylyltransferase. Gene Ontology annotation, biological process: coenzyme A biosynthetic process. The transcript has a single exon. Gene Ontology annotation, molecular function: dephospho-CoA kinase activity. The coding region runs from base 1 to 1212 and encodes 403 amino acids. NCBI's taxonomy places the organism in Eukaryota, Fungi, Ascomycota, Eurotiomycetes, Eurotiales, Aspergillaceae. The record is from RefSeq and is a predicted model, not a curated record.
AUGGCAUCGAAUCCCCCCACUUCACCCGCGGCUCUAUUGCUGCUUCCCCCGCCACCAUCCUUCUCGUUCAGUCAAGUCAGGGAUGCAUUCGAGAAACCGCUCUCCGAUGUACUGGCGAAGCUCGUGGGAGAUCUAAACGGAUCUAAGGCCAUUGCCCCUCUCGAUAUAGUGUUGGAAAUUCCUGGUUUGCUCUCGCCAUCCUGUCGGCCGCACGCCAAGAUCUUUGCACCGCUCCAGCACUAUCUAACUAGCAUCUAUACUCUCAUCGGGGCUGUGGCUGCCGCACACAACAUCGAGCUGGACUCGCCCGGCGGCAUUGAUGCCCGCGUCAUCUUUACCGGGGAUUCUGCUUCUGGAGACACGACUUCUGCGGGCCAGGGCUUCGGACCAGUUGUCGACUUGACAUCCUUGGCGACCUCGGACCGACAGUGGGAUCAGGUGUUCUAUCUAAGUAACGAGGCCGGCCGCAGGCUAUUCCACAACUUUAUCCACACGAACACGAGCCAGACCACUCGUGUUGAGUUCAAUGACCAGGCCAUUUCAUGUAUCUCCAAUUGGGCUGUCCCAAUGCCUCUUUUACUUCCAAAGGACCAGCCACAGGCCCUCCAGCCCCACUAUUCCGUGAUAGUCGGCGGCACCUUCGAUCAUCUUCACUUGGGCCACAAGCUUCUUCUCACAGCCCUGGCACUGACACUGGAACCACCUACCGACGCAGAUCAGGGCCAAGAGAGGCUGUUGAGUGUCGGGGUCACGGGAGAUGCCCUCCUAAAGAAUAAGAAGUAUGCGGAGUUUCUCGAAAGCUGGGAAGACCGUUGCCAGAGUACCGCAGCCUUCCUGCGCGCCAUCAUGGAUUUCUCUCCGAACCACACUCCCCGCGUUGAGCGGAUCACUGCACCCGGUCCCAAUGGGAACGCCGUGAUCAUGAGGAUCCAGCCGAAUCUGACAUUCAAGUUUGUGGAAAUCUGGGAUCCCUAUGGACCGACGAUCACGGAGGAAAGCCUCACCGCACUGGUAGUCUCCAAGGAGACACUCUCUGGCGGGGCAGCCGUGAAUGACGAGCGGGCCAAGAAAGGAUGGAAGAGCCUGGCGAUUUUCGAGGUGGACGUACUGCAGACGGGGGCGGCCACGGAGGUGACGGACGCCAACACUUUCGAGGCGAAAAUCAGCAGCACAGACAUUCGGCGGCGGCAGAUGCAUCUGGCCAAGGUGUAG